Molecule: messenger RNA, 1809 nt
Organism: Alternaria atra
Lineage: Eukaryota; Fungi; Ascomycota; Dothideomycetes; Pleosporales; Pleosporaceae
Exons: 3
Coding region: 1-1809 (602 amino acids)
Biological process (GO): heme biosynthetic process
Cellular component (GO): mitochondrial inner membrane
Molecular function (GO): protoporphyrinogen oxidase activity, oxygen as acceptor
Source: RefSeq, a predicted model, not a curated record
AUGCGGCUCCAAAAUGUCUCGCAGAAGACGUUGAAGACCGUUGCCGCGCGCCCCGCGCUUGCAUCCCACGCGCUGUCCCCAUUGCAUCCGUAUCGGCCACAACUCGCAUCAUCGCAAGGCCUACUUCUCCGCUCCACAGCACAGUAUGCCGUUCGCUAUCAGUCCUCGUACCCUGAGCGCAUAGCUAUCCUGGGUGGGGGUAUAGCGGGCUUGUCAAGCGCGUACUUUGUUGCAAGGGAGUUUCCGAACAGUAAAGUGAUCGUGUUUGAGGCGGGGAAAGACAAGGGUGGAUGGAUCAAGAGUCGCAGAGUCGAGGUUGUGGAUUCAGAGGGGAAGAAGGGGAAUGUAUUGUUUGAGUUGGGUCCGAGGACAUUGCGAAAUGCUACUGUCACUGCGGGGUUGAUACAAGACCUCGGUCUCGUUGACGAUAUCACCUUCACGAAACGCACUGAACCUGGCGCAAAGAACCGCUUCAUCUACUAUCCCGACCAACUCAAUCGCCUUCCCUCUGAACGUCCCUCCCUCGCAGACUUCUUCUCGCUAUGGCGGACUGGCAUACUAGGUGGCGCAUUUGGCAUGAUCACAGAACCUAUGAAGCCAAAGCGGCCAGACUCAAUGUCCGACGAGACAGUUGGUUCGUUUCUCGCACGAAGAGUGGACAAGAGGAUAGCAGACAACAUCGUCUCGGCGGUGUUCCACGGCAUCUACGCAGGCGACAUUAACCAGUUGAGUGCUAAGACGCUGUUGAGUAUGCCAUGGCAACUAGAGGGAAGAUACGGCAAUGCUCUUGGAGGCUUCUUCCGCAUGCAAAAUGAAGACCCACGACCGGAGCAGGUCACCCUAGUCCACCCAUACGACCGGGAAAUAGCGAAGGCUAUGAAUGAGGAGAUUGACAUCGAACUGGGCUUUGCAAAGAACCUAAAAGACUCGGCCAUGUUUUCAUUCAGGAACGGAUUGCAGCAGAUGGUCAAGGCAUUGCUGGAUACUGUCGAGAACAAAGGCAAUGUUGAGAUUCGGACAGAGGCACCCAUCCAAAGUUUCAAGCCUCUCAACGAGAAUGGGAAGCUGGGCGUCGAGAUUGUGUCUGGAAAUGAAGGCUCGACGUCAACAGAACCGUUCGAUCUCGCCAUCUCCACCCUUAAGAAUGACGAGAUAACCCCCUACGUCACAGUCAUGACGGUAAACCUCUACUACCCCAACCCCAACCUCCUCCCUGUCGAAGGUUUCGGCUACCUCAUCCCGCAAUCCAUUCCAUUCGAGCAAAACCCCGAGCGCGCUCUCGGUGUCAUCUUCGACUCCUCUGCCGUCAAGGGCCAGGACACAGCCAGCGGUACAAAACUCACAGUCAUGAUGGGCGGCCACUGGUGGGACGGCUGGACAGAAUUCCCCAGCGAAGAAGAGGGUCUGGAGAUGGCGAAGAGCGUCCUCAAGAGGCACAUUGGCAUUACUGAGGAACCAACAGCACACAUUGCGAACCUCUCCCGCGACUGCAUUCCUCAAUAUACACUCGGAUAUGCUGACCGUAUCAAAGAGUUCGCUAAAGGCAUGUCCAGCGAGUUCAAAGGCCGGUUACGUGUUGUAGGCGCCCAGUUCAAUGGUGUUGGCGUGAACGACAUUAUUACUGCGGCGUGGCAAGUGUCAAGGGGUUUGAGGGGAGAGGGCUGGAAGGGAAGGAGUUGUGGAUUGGAUAGGGUUAUGGACGAGAGGGAGUGGAUGGUUGUGCCUGCUAGUGAGAUGGCAUAUGUCAAGAAGGAAGUUGUGCAUGCUGGAAGUGCGGGGAUGGAUCGCAGGGGUGAUGGUGGUGUAUAA